AUGGAACAAGAUUGUGGUGCGUUUGCAGCAGACUGUGUUGUCCUCUGUUGCUGCUGUGAAUGUUUUAUGCUACAAUUCUUUCUCUUCAUCUUCUUCAAGUUUCCUCGUAAACUUGCUCAGAAGAUGAAGAAGUUUGUCACCAAGAGGGUCCGAGGAAAGAAGAGAAGAGAGGAGCAUUGCAGAGGAGAGGAAGAGCAUUUGUCUGGUGAUGGGACGAGAGUUAGUUGCAUGGAAGAUAUUGAGGAGAUAUUGCAGGAACUUUCCAUGGAGGGAGAGUUUGUGUUUGGGAGUUUCUGGCAACAAGGAGACUCUACAAACGAUUUGGAUUUCAGAAACUCACUGAAAACAAUGAUCAUUCCUUGUCAUUGCUCAUCACACAAGAUGUCUUAUUCGAUUCAAGAAUCCAAAUAA
Eruca vesicaria subsp. sativa (arugula) is the source of this 411-nucleotide messenger RNA. The record is from the annotation of a GenBank genome assembly. Lineage: Eukaryota; Viridiplantae; Streptophyta; Magnoliopsida; Brassicales; Brassicaceae.